AUGGCUACACAAACCGAGACUACACCCGGAGUAUCCAGGCCUCUGGUAACUAUCACCGAGUUGGACCACAUAGUCUUGCGCGUCAGUGACGUUGAAGAUUCACUCCGUUUUUACUCGGAGAUUCUGGGAUUGCAGGUGGAACGGGUGGAACAGUGGCGGGCCGGAGAGGAACCCAUCGGCAAGGACGGGGCCAAGAAUCAGGACCACUAUUGCAUGGUCAUCGAGCCUACUGACAUGGAAGCACUGAAGGCCGAGUUCGAAGCGUUAGGCAUAGAGAUCCAGGCCGGCCCCGGCAAGCGGUGGGGCUCCCACGGCGAUGGCAUAUCCCUCUACAUCUAUGACCCCGAUGACAACGUGGUAGAGCUGCGGCACUACUAG
Molecule: messenger RNA, 378 nt
Organism: Geodia barretti
Lineage: Eukaryota; Metazoa; Porifera; Demospongiae; Tetractinellida; Geodiidae
Source: the annotation of a GenBank genome assembly